Messenger RNA from Selaginella moellendorffii, 531 nucleotides. RefSeq lists its product as uncharacterized. The transcript has 3 exons. The record is from RefSeq and is a predicted model, not a curated record. NCBI's taxonomy places the organism in Eukaryota, Viridiplantae, Streptophyta, Lycopodiopsida, Selaginellales, Selaginellaceae. Bases 1 to 531 code for a protein of 176 amino acids.
AUGGCGGCUUUUCACAGGCAUUGCGGGCGGAGCUUCCACUCGAGCGCGCUCCUGGAGGCCGCGUCGGCCAAGGUUUUGCGAAAGCCCGGAAAGCUCGCGAAAAAGACCCCGCACAACAAGAGCAACAAGGAAUUCGACCCGGAGGCGGCCUCCAAGCGAUUGCUCCGGCUGCUGGAGCUCAAGGAAAGCUUGCGGAUCGAGGUGGAGGGGCUCAACAAUCUGCUAAAGCUGCCCAAGGGCGGCGCCACGGAGAUUGCUGGGCUUAUGUGCCGCGAGGAGAUGGAGCAGUGGUACGCGCGCAAGCGAUCGGAGGAGCUUGCCAGCCUCAAGAACAUCAUCGCUGAUGCGCUGCGCGAGGACGAGAGGAGCAUCGCCAGCGCGGUGAAUCGCUGCGAGGCCAAAUUGGACGCAUUGAUCGGCAAGAAGGACGAUCGACUGUUGAGAAAACUGUCGAGGUUCUGGGUUCUCUCACCUGGGGUUUUUGCAUCCUGGGAGAUAUUAGGGUUUGUGGCGAGGAUGGAGAUCGCCUAG